Molecule: messenger RNA, 2051 nt
Organism: Talaromyces stipitatus ATCC 10500
Lineage: Eukaryota; Fungi; Ascomycota; Eurotiomycetes; Eurotiales; Trichocomaceae
Product: DSB repair complex subunit Ku70, putative
Exons: 2
Coding region: 66-2051 (661 amino acids)
Biological process (GO): telomere maintenance; cellular response to X-ray; double-strand break repair via nonhomologous end joining
Cellular component (GO): Ku70:Ku80 complex; nucleus
Molecular function (GO): double-stranded DNA binding; DNA helicase activity; telomeric repeat DNA binding
Source: RefSeq, a predicted model, not a curated record
ACUAACUACAGACAUGGUAUAAUCAGCAACCGGCAAGAUGGCUGACAGCUACCCGCCUGCAGAAGAUGAUAUUUAUCAGGAGGAGGACGAGGAGGUCGAUGACUCUGUAUGCGAGAUACUAUUGCUUCAUCUCUGUCUCAUUACUGACUGCACAGGGCUACAAAUCUGUCAAAGAUGCCAUACUCUUUGCUAUUGAUAUCAGUGACUCCAUGCUGAUGGAUCGUCCAUCAGAGUCAAACAAAGGACAGCCACAGUCGCCUGCAAAAGCUGCCAUCAAAUGUGCCUAUCAUCUCAUGCAGCAACGCAUUAUUUCCAACCCAAAGGAUAUGAUGGGUGUAUUAUUUUAUGGAACAGAAGCUUCUAGAUUUUACGAUGAAGAUGAAAAUAGCUGCGGAGGUCUUUCGUAUCCCCAUUGUUACCUUUUCACAGAUCUAGAGGUCCCUGAUGCAAAUGAUGUAAAAUCAUUACGUGCAUUAGCUGAAGACGAUGACGAAGCAGAGCAGAUAUUGGUAUCCUCGAAGGAGCGGGUUUCAAUGGCAAAUGUGCUGUUUUGCGCUAAUCAGAUAUUCACAUCGAAAGCUUCGAAUUUUCUAUCGAGACGGCUUUUCAUAAUCACGGAUAGUGAUAACCCCCAUGCGGAUGACCGUACAAUGCGGUCUGCAGCUACUGUUCGAGCAAAGGAUUUGUACGACCUGGGUGUCAUUAUCGAAUUGUUCCCAAUCUCGAGACCGGACCACGAGUUUGACAGGUCAAAGUUUUAUGAUGACAUCAUCUACAAAACCGCACCGGGAGAUCCAGAAGCAUCCGCUUUCACAGCGGCUGGAACUCAAGUUCCGAAUGCUAGCGGUGAUGGUAUCUCCUUGCUUAAUUCACUUCUAUCAUCCGUCAACUCCAGAUCUGUUCCCCGUCGGGCUUUGUUCAAGAUACCCCUGGAGUUCAGCCCAGACUUCAAGAUAUCUGUCACCGGGUACUUGAUCUUCAAGCGCCAAGAGCCAUCUAGGAGUUGUUAUGUGUGGCUUGGUGGUGAGAAGCCAGAAUUAGCAAAAGGUACAACAACCCAUGUUGCGGACGAUACUGCAAGGACUGUUGAGAAAGGAGAAAUACGAAAAGCGUACAAAUUUGGCGGGGAACAAAUAUCCUUCACUGCAGAAGAACAGGCGAAAUUGCGUAAUUUUGGCGACCCAGUCAUCAGAAUCAUAGGCUUCAAGCCAAGAUCAUCCCUGCCAAUCUGGGCCUCUAUCAAACAUCCUACUUUCAUAUACCCGAGCGAAGACGAAUUCGUUGGGUCGACUCGGGUAUUUUCAGCCUUACAUCAAAAAUUGUUGAAAGACGAGAAGAUUGGCAUCGUUUGGUUCAUCGCACGAAAGAACGCCACGCCCGUAUUGGCUGCUAUGCUUGCCGGUGAGGAAAAGUUGGAUGAUAAUGGAGUCCAGUUCCUCCCGCCUGGAUUGUGGAUUCUACCUCUUCCAUUUGCAGAUGACAUCCGUCAAAACCCGGAGACAAAUCUGGUGGUAGCCCCAGAGCCACUUAUCGAUCACAUGCGCACUAUUGUCCAACAACUGCAACUCCCCAAAGCUCAAUACGACCCUCGCAAAUACCCAAACCCCGCCUUACAGUGGCACUACCGCAUACUACAAGCCCUAGCGCUAGAUGAGGAGUUACCAGAGCAAGCUGAAGACAAAACAAUACCCAGAUACAAACAAAUUGACAAACGCGCAGGAGAUUAUGUCCUUGAAUGGGGCGAGGAACUCGAAAAACAACAUCAAAAGAUGUAUACAGGUCAACCCAAGACCUCAACCUUGGCGAAGCGAGGCAAGCCUGAGCACGAGCCUGCCGCAGAAGAGAAGCCAGUUAAGAAAGUAAAGACUGAAAGUGCUAGUAAUGGUAGAAAUGCGGCAGAUGAGGUUCAGAGUCAUUAUAAUAGUGGCAGUCUGUCAAAGUUGACUGUUGCGGUUUUGAAGGAGUAUUUGACGAAAAAGAAGAUGUCGGUUAUGGGUAAGAAGGCAGAUUUAAUUGAGAGGGUGGAGAAGUAUUUUGAUCGAAAGGGUUGA